AUGGCCAAUAAACUAGCAAUUUCUAGCGUAUCCCUGAGUCAAUACCCAGGCCACACCCUCGACCACAAAAUCCGCGCCGCAUCCCAAGCCGGCAUUACAGGAAUCGAAAUAGUCUACAAUGACCUGCUUAUCUAUAGCAAAGCCCAAAAGAUCUCCAUCCAAGCUGGAGCCCAAAAGAUCUACACCCUCUGCCUGGAAACAAACCUUCAAGUUCUCUCUCUAGCACCCUUCGAAAACUACGAGGGCUCAACAACCCCCGUAGAAGAAAGACUCGCACUUGCCCAACACUGGCUUGAACUAGCCCGUCUGUUACAUGCACCAUACCUCCAAGUCCCAUCAAUCUACACUCCGGACUGUACACGCGAUGAAAAGACAAUCAUCUCAGACCUCCAGCAGCUAGCUGAUCUAGCCAGCUCCAUAAAGCCAAUAAUAUCAAUCGCCUAUGAACCUUUGUCAUGGGGAACAAAUUGCUCAACCUGGGAAACCGCACUGUCAAUCGUGCAGCGGGUCGACCGUCCAAAUUUUGGACUGUGUUUGGAUACAUUCCAUGAAGGGACGCGGUUAUGGGGGGAUAAUGCUUCUUCGACGGGGAUGCAGAUGGAUGCGGAGACGAAAUUGCGGGAUUCGCUAAGGAGGUUUGUGAGGGAUUGUCCAUUGGAGAAGAUUUUCUAUGUGCAGCUUUCUGAUGCGGAGCGGUUUGAACCGCCUUAUUCACUGGCACAUCCGUGGGCCUUGCCCGGUGAGGCGAAGGAGUUUACUUGGUCCAAGCAUGCGAGGCCUUUUCCUUUGGAGGUUGAGUUGGGGGCGUAUUUGCCUGUUGUUGAGAUUGCUAGGGCGUGGAUUGUUGAGGUUGGGUUUGAAGGGUGGGUUUCUAUGGAGGUGUUUGAUCGGCGAAUGAACGAGGGGAGGGUUAGUCCUGAGAUGGCGGCUAGAAGGGCAGUUGAGUCUUGGAGAAAGGUUCAAGUGGAGAUGAAAAGUAAGUCGAGGCUUUGA
This is a messenger RNA of Penicillium griseofulvum, 993 nucleotides long. Its product is annotated as sugar phosphate isomerase/epimerase family protein. The record is from RefSeq and is a predicted model, not a curated record. NCBI's taxonomy places the organism in Eukaryota, Fungi, Ascomycota, Eurotiomycetes, Eurotiales, Aspergillaceae. The transcript has a single exon. Bases 1 to 993 code for a protein of 330 amino acids.